Alternaria viburni is the source of this 1374-nucleotide messenger RNA. RefSeq lists its product as uncharacterized. Bases 1 to 1374 code for a protein of 457 amino acids. NCBI's taxonomy places the organism in Eukaryota, Fungi, Ascomycota, Dothideomycetes, Pleosporales, Pleosporaceae. The transcript has a single exon. The record is from RefSeq and is a predicted model, not a curated record.
AUGGUCCUCGGCUUCGAGCGCAUCAACGAGCGCACCCAACGCCCGAACGCGCACAUAAACUUCAUACGCACACUGCCCGGCCCGACAUCGUCCACGGCGGAACACAUCCUGAACCGCGUCGCAGCGAUAUGCUACCCCUUCAUGAAAUCGCACAUGAUCCUCGUUCAGGCGCUCGAAGAAUUCCCCUACAACACCGAGUUUGUCGGUCGCAAUUUCAAUGCUGGCGAGGUCAUACAACUGGUGCUCAGGGACCGAAAUGGAAGAUGGCUGCCCCAGAGGAUGGUGGAGAUGGUCAUGGUACAUGAGCUUGCGCACUGCAAACAGAUGAAUCAUUCAAAGGCUUUCUGGAAGGUUCGAGAUGGAUACUCGGUGGAGUUGAGGGCGCUCUGGGCAAAAGGAUAUACUGGUGAAGGAUUGUGGGGUAGGGGUAGAGAUCUUGAUACAGGAGCCUUACAAGCGAGCGAUGGCGAGGCUGUGGAUGUACCCGAGCAUCUGUGUGGUGGCACAUAUGGACGGAAGGGAAACAAGAGGAAGAGGGGUGGAAAGGAGAAGCCCGUGCUGAGCUAUGCGGAGAGGAAGCAACGAAGGAUAAUGAAGAAGUUCGGAGCUGGAGGCCAGGCAUUGGGCGCCGACGACGACACAAAAGUCAAGCUGGAGAAGGGUGUUCCAAAGAAAGGCAAGCCUAGGGUCGCUGGCAGUGCACGAGGGCGGGAUCUCCGAGCUGCGGCGGCAUUGGCACGUUUCGAGCCAGUCAAGAAGGAGGAAGAGGUCGUGAUAAAGAAAGAGGAACCGUCAUCGGACAGCGAAACAGAAGACGAGUUUGUCGAAGGCGAUCAAGACGGCGCAGCGGUAGACAUAGAUGGCAAAAGUAUGUUCGACGACAAAGGCCGCGCCCUGGUCAAGAUCUGCGAGGACGAAGACGACAAAGAUGGCGAUGCAAGGAGGGAGAUGGACGAGAUACAAGGUUUUGCGCCGCAGCCCAAAGCAAGGAAGAAGACAACCUCGUCUAAAGCCUCGAACAAGCCAACAGCACCGAAGCCAACGAAGACUCAGUCUGCACCAAAGACCGCCUCGCGAUCGUCUGCCAACGCGAAAGCAUCAUCAGGGCCUGGCAACUCCCUCCCCGAGAUCUUCAAACCCCGUCCGAAACCAGACACUUCUGCCCCCCAACCACCGCAUAGCUCUGCCUGCCCCAUUUGCUCUCUUGAGAACGAGGCUGGGGCAUUGACCUGCGUCGCUUGCGCAAACGUAUUAAAGAGGGACUUUGUGCCCGACCAUUGGCGAUGCAAGAGCGCUGCUUGCGAGGGAAGCCAGUACAUCAACGCCGGGGACGCAGGUGCUUGUGGCGUCUGUGGGAUGACUAGGAAGAGAUGA